GCCGGUAACGCCACUAGCUGUAGCUGCGCUCUCGUCUGUACCUAUCGUCUAUGCGUUACCUGGAUUGAAUGCACGUAAUGACUCGACUCUCAGCAACCAGACGAGUCUUUACGAGUCCAUUGCACACUUAGCCGACCCUGUCAUGGGAGUCAUGCUUGGUUCCAUUCGUACAAGUUGGGAACAGGGUACAGCAGCUGCGGCCGUGUUAGAGAUCGAAAAUCCAGAGUACUCUGUUUUUGCAGAGGACCCAUUCUCGAACAAGGGCCUUCCUGUUGGUGCAAUACGUCUUGCAUUGAGCGCUGCGGUGCGUCAAGGCCCGGACGGACGUCUCAGUCAAAAUAUCAAUGAUGGUCUGGACGGUGCCGCACUUGAUGGGGCAUCUGCGGGCCCCUACACCCUUCUUGGAGCAAUGACGGAACCAAACAGAGCAACCUUCUUCCAGGAUGCCAGUGACAAGCAACUAAACUACCUCUUGAAUAUCGCCCCGAGGACUUCGACGGGUGCUAUAUCGAUGCGCGACGACUCCCGCCAGUACUGGGAUGACGGGGUCUAUAUGGGACCACCCUUCCUUGCGUACUACGGCGCAGUGACAGGGAAUCAGAGCCUUCUUCAGAUGGCGUAUGACGAUGUGAGAUUAUAUCGCGAUGCACUGUUAAUCGAUGGUCCAACAGGCAAGCUUUGGGCACAUAUAUACAAUGAAAGCGCAGGGGAAUUCGCAGACGAGGGACUUUGGGCAAGUGGAAACGGGUGGGCAGCACUUGGCAUGAUACGCGUGCAGUCAACGAUCAUGAAGAGUCAGUUCAAGGAUGACAUGAGGGACCAAACGGACCAACUCCAAAGUUGGAUAAAAGAGGUCUUGGACGGCACGUUUGCAGCAAUCCGCGAUGACAACCUCGUUCCAAACUACAUUGACUCUAACAACACCUUUGGAGAUUGUGCUGCUUCUGCUGCACUUGCCUCUGUUGCAUAUCGUGCUGCUGUUAUUGACUCCAAGACAUUUGACUCGUAUUACACUGACACGGCGAGCCAACUGGCAAAGGUAUGUUUAGGCAGUGUUGAUGAACUCGGUGUGAUUUCGCCGUAUGUGAACCCGCUAGUAUGGGAUCAGGUUGGCAUCCUCUCUACAGAAGGCCAGGCUUUUAAUCUUAUGUUGAUUGCGGCAUUGCGUGAUUGGCUUGCGGCGAACGGACAAAACGUUUCCCGUUAGAUGCUAAUUUAUUUAAUUUACUGCUCUUUUGGAGUCUCCUUGUAUUGUUUCUUGCGGCACCUCUAAUAGACUCCUUCACAUACAUUUCAUCCUGUUUUCUGUGAUGCUGUGUUUCCGUUCAAGAUGGAUUGUGUGAAACAUUAUUAAUUGACUAGUUUCUGAACUUCGAGUUUGGUAAAUGCUUGUAUUAUUAUGUAAUCGGUUUUUACACAACCUAAGUUACCUAACAUUAAA
Fomitiporia mediterranea MF3/22 is the source of this 1441-nucleotide messenger RNA. RefSeq names its product Six-hairpin glycosidase. Lineage: Eukaryota; Fungi; Basidiomycota; Agaricomycetes; Hymenochaetales; Hymenochaetaceae. Gene Ontology annotation, biological process: carbohydrate metabolic process. The record is from RefSeq and is a predicted model, not a curated record. The transcript has 6 exons. The coding region runs from base 143 to 1207 and encodes 354 amino acids.